AUGUUUGCUCGAUCUGCUUUCCGUGCGGCUCAGCCGCUUAGAAUGCACGCUCGUCGCUUCGCGACCGAGACUGGCCCUUCUGCUGCCAAACCCGCUGCUGCCGCUGCGCCCAAGACCGCUGCCACUCCUCCUCCUCCGCCUCCUCCGAGCCCCAGCGGCGGCGGCGGCAGCAAUGCCACCAUCUACAUCCUCGGCGCGGCGGUCCUCGGCGGCGGCGCCUACUACUACAGCACCCUGAGCGGCGGCGCCAAGGCCGGCGCCGCUUCCAAGCAGCCCGCCCAGGCUGCCUUUACCGGCGGCGACCAGGGCUUCCUGUCGCUCAAGCUUGCCGAGGUCGUCGACGUCAACCACAACACCAAGCGCUUCCGCUUCGAGCUUCCCGAGAAGAACCAGGUGCCCGGCCUGCCCAUUGCCAGCGCCGUCCUGACCAAGUUCAAGGGCGAGGGUGACGAGAAGGCCACCCUCCGCCCCUACACCCCCAUCAACGACGAGAAUGAGCCCGGCUACGUCGAGCUUCUCGUCAAGCAGUACCCCGGCGGCCCCAUGAGCACCCACAUCCACAACCUCCAGCCCGGCCAGACGCUCGACAUCAAGGGCCCCCUCCCCAAGUACGCCUGGGCCGAGAACAAGCACGACCACAUCGGCCUGAUCGCCGGCGGCACCGGCAUCACCCCCAUGUUCCAGCUGGCGCGCGGCAUCUUCCAAAACGCAAACGACAAGACAAAGGUCACCGUCGUGUUCGGCAACGUCAGCAAGGAGGACAUUCUCCUCAAGAAGGAGCUCGAGGAGCUCGAGAACACGUACCCCCAGCGCUUCCGCGCCUUUUACGUCCUCGACAAGGCCCCCAAGGGCUGGCAGGGCAACACGGGCUUCAUCACCAAGGACCUGCUCAAGACGGUCCUCCCGGAGCCCAAGAGCGAGAACAUCAAGAUUUUCGUAUGCGGACCCCCCGGCCUGAUGAAGGCCAUCUCCGGCAACAAGGUCAGCCCCAAGGACCAGGGCGAGCUGUCGGGUGCUCUGCAGGAACUUGGCUACAGCAAGGACCAGGUCUACAAGUUUUAA
This is a messenger RNA of Akanthomyces muscarius, 1062 nucleotides long. RefSeq lists its product as uncharacterized. Bases 1 to 1062 code for a protein of 353 amino acids. The transcript has 3 exons. Gene Ontology annotation, biological process: ergosterol biosynthetic process. Gene Ontology annotation, molecular function: cytochrome-b5 reductase activity, acting on NAD(P)H. The record is from RefSeq and is a predicted model, not a curated record. NCBI's taxonomy places the organism in Eukaryota, Fungi, Ascomycota, Sordariomycetes, Hypocreales, Cordycipitaceae.